CGUUAACUAUUGGAGAAUGUCGGUAGGUCCGGAAUGUCUUUCCUUAUCAGGAUUGGACUUCCUCCCCGCCGCUCAAACUAUCCAGUCCUCCCGUGUUUCAUACACGCUUCCUGGAGGAUAACCACAGCCGUCCUACGGAGCAAGCAAGCCGGGGAGGUAGAAUGAGGUAAUUUGAGUUCAGUCUAUACAGUUGGAUUAAUAUUUACACGGUUAUUUUACCAAUUGAGUAUUAAGUAGCUAUCUCCAAGCUAGCUAGUCAGCAUAUUGUUGCUAGCUGACGUUAGUGAAAUGACAUUGUUUAGCUAGCUAAUGACAAAAUGAUGGCCAGCCGGAUAGCGCCUUGCUGCUAACGUUAGAUAUUGUGGCUAGACCGAGUUUUUAGCCAGGAUAAACAACCAGUUGCGUUUAUAACGUUAUAGCUAGCCAAUACAUGAUUCAACACAGCAUUUUUGACUAGCAUGCUAUCCACUGUAACAAGUUGGGAUAUCUUAUAUUGCCUAGCUUGCUGCUAACCCCAAUUGAACGGUAACUGCUUUGUAUACUGUAUUCCCUGGCGAUGGCUACUGUAGCUACCAGUCAACACAACAUGGGUAACUGUAACAAUUUCAAACGUCAGAAGUAGCUAGCUAACUUAUCAGCUAGCUUGCAAUAGUUACGCUAUGAGUAUUAACUGUAGUUAACGCUUGUCAUUUGCUAACGUUAGAUCGCUACGACACUAGUAGCUCGAUGGCUUCAUUCUAAGCCAACGUUAUUUGUCAGUCGCUCUAUCCUACUAGCUAGCCACUUGAGAACAGAUCACACAUUUCUAAACAAUGUUGUGUGCAAGACUGCCAAAUGGAUCCUAAAUGUUCCGAGCACGGUCUUGGUAAAACCAAAUUAGAGCGGCGAUACCAGCCACCCUGCAAAUGCACCAAGGUACCCGCACGAGCAAAUGCACCAAGGUACCCGCACGAGCAAAUGCACCAAGUAUUUUUUUCUUUAAUCAGAGGCUGCAUAUCUGCCAAGUCUUGAUUGUCAGCACCUUAGAUAAGUUAUAGACUGAACAUAACAAUUAAUACUUAAAGGGAAGCCUCUUAUGGGUCAGUUUUGUUAUGUAGUCUAUGAUGACUGAAUCUGAAUGAUAGACACUUAAUUCAAGGUUUUCCAGGCUUCAUGUUAACCAACACAUUGUGUUUUCAGUCCAUAGUAUUUCACUAGUAACAAUGUAAAGAACCAAUUGGUGAUGACUGAGUAAACAAUAUUUGAAGGUCGCUACGAGUUAUGCCUGCCGAAGUCAGUCCUGGGCAAGAAUCUGUCUAGUAGGCUAAUCCGUCAAUGAAUCAUACUUCCACUGGUUACAAAUUGUGAAAGAGACUGUCUGGACAAACGCCAUCCGUCAAUGUGUCCACCAAACUCGGUUAAUUUCAUUAGGCAUACGUGGUAAUAAACCAGUGCUCAUUUACCCAAAUUAGGUCGUCGCAUCAGUGAGCACAGAUGUCAGGAACGUGUGAUUCUAAAUCAGCGUGGUUUAGCCAUCAUGGCAUGACUUCAAGGAAUCCUGGACAUGGGGAUAAAGCAUGCACACAGAUUGCCUAAUCCAGUUUGAACCACAAUCUCUCACGAGUUUGCUGCCCUGCUUUCACUUCUGCAACUGGCCAAAGAGUCACUCACCUUUUGGAACAAUAUAAACCUGUAUCGGACUGUGAAACACGCAUACGCACCACUCUAAACGUAGAAGCAGGACAUGGUGAGGGAGCCUGUCUCGGUCACUCGGCUGGAUUGUUGGAAAAGUUGAUUUGAAAGUCAUUUCCUCUUUGUUUUCUACUGUUCUAUUGUUUUCAUAAUGACUGCCUUACAAGGUGCUACUGCACAUGUUUUUGUCAACGAAACAUGAAGGUAUACUUAUCUAUGUGAAGGAACAUGGACCCUUGAACUCAAGAAAUGACAACCCCCCCCCCCCGCACAAUCUAGUAAAAUGUUUGAGUUUUUAUCUGUUUUGUUUGGUUUUCCAUCUCUGUCUUUGAUGGAAAACAACUGAUUAUGUGGCAUUUUUCAUUCAGAUGACACUUAGAAUUGGACAUGGACCCCGUUGCUAUCUCACUACUGUAAAGCCUGAUUGUCUCUUGAAGAGUACUAUUUAAAUUCUACCUUGACACACCUUUCUCCUGCCUCCACAUAUCUCUCAUUUCUGUGGAAGACCGGGACGCUUGACGUCAGCACUUAACACACAAUAUUCCACUGCAAUCUAGUGCUAAUUAAAUUGCUGUAGCCUCCUUGCAAGACCAAGGUGUGUUCAUUUUUGUCUGGUUCAUAGUUAAGAUUUGUUGUAUUUUAUGUUAUUUAAACUCUUGUUUGACAUGUAGCUGUCAUUUCUAAGCUGCACUUUAUUGAUAAAUAUCAAGAUAAUUUCAAACUGUAAUUUAAGCAUAUCUUUGAGUUUUGUAUAUUUUUUUAAUCUUUAGGGGUAUAUAUAUUCUGUUUUAGUUUUAAACUGGAAAAGCAUAUCGUUUUUGUUUACAAGCCUCAUGUCUAUCAUUCCGAAAUGGACAAAUCUAGAAUCUGAUAGCAUUUAAGGACAAGGCAGACAUAAUCUGGAAUUGACAGAUCUAAGAUCGAUCCUUGUCUUCGGCAUUUGCAUUGUGAAGGCUGGUGUUUUCCAUUGUUUUUAUCUGUUCCUCUGUUGACACACUAAAGAGAACAAUCUCCAUUUGAAAGCCAGUGGGAUCGUACAAUACUUCUUUGAGUGCAGAUGGAUUUCACAUGUCAAACUCAGAGGUGCUUUUGUGGCGUUGCCUUUGGAAUUCAAGCACUGAAGUGGAAGAAUGAUUUUAAGGAGGUUUCAGGGAUAAAUAACUUGUGUUUUAGUUUUUAAGACAGACUGACAGGUCUAUAGUUAUAUUUUGGUCUUCCCAGCAGAUCCUAAGGAGAGGUGCUUCUAUUUGAUUCUCCUUUAAGGUGGCCAUCAGUCGCCGAACUGAACUGACAUGUGUAUCACUACCUGAAUUUAAACAGACUUAUUCCAUCCAACAAACUUCCAACUGCAUGAAACACUCACACACCGUCCACCUGUCAGGAAACAGACCUUACCUACCCUAAACCUGAGGGUUGGAAAUCCGCUCCCGUCAAGCCCCCCACACUAAGGAUGCGUUCCCCAGAGCCCCCCAUCCCAUCCCCAGCUGAGGCCCUACUCCACUGCCAGUUCGGGGGCUGGGCAACGGGCAGCAGCUGCAACAACAGCUGCCCCAACAGCCCUGGAGGUCCUGGGGGUCUGUCAUCCCCUUCUCCCUCCCCCAGCCCCUCUGCUGCCUCCAGCUAUGCCUUGACCCUCACCCCUUCCCACAUCCACGUCCAGCGUCUGGCCCCCCGCACUGGUAAAGAGGCACGUCUAAUACUACCCCUGUCAGAGCUGGCAGGGUGCAGCUGUCCCCGCGCCCCUGCUCCCCCUUUGCUGGUCCUAUACUGGUAUCCCCCGGGGAGGCGGAGGAAGGGGGUGUCCAGGAGGAGACAGGUGAGGGUGUACCUGGCUGAGGCCAGGGUGGAGGCUGAGAGGUGGUCCACUGCUAUACAAUGUCUGCUCAGGGGAGUCGCCAUCACUGCUGACACGGAAAUUGUCAAACGUCUACUGCCCCGUCCCCGAAGGCUGCUGCUAUUGGUGAACCCCUUCAGUGGGAGAGGCCAGGCUAUGCAGUGGUGUCAGACACACAUCCUGCCAAUGAUCAGAGAGGCUAACAUCAGCUACAACCUGAUACAGACAGAGCGACAGAACCAUGCCAGAGAGUUGAUCAAAGAGAUCUCCCUGCCUCAGUGGGACGGCAUCAUCAUCGUCUCUGGAGAUGGCCUGCUGCACGAGGUGAUCAAUGGUUUGAUGGAGCGUCCAGACUGGGAACUAGCAAUAAAGACACCUGUAGGUAUCCUUCCCUGUGGCUCUGGAAAUGCCCUGGCUGGCUCCAUCAACCACCAUGCGGGUUAUGACAUGUGCCUUCGGGAGCCUCUCCUCCUCAACUGCUGUUUUCAGCUCUGCCGUGGUGGAGUCAAGCCCAUGGAUUUGGUCUCUGUGACAACCAGCCCCGCCCCUUCUCAAAAUGGCCGCCCGGGUCUUCCCAGAAGGAUGUUCUCCUUUCUGUCUGUGGCCUGGGGCUUUGUGUCUGACGUGGACAUCGAGAGUGAGAGGUACCGGGGUCUGGGGUCGGCACGGUUCACCCUGGGCACUCUGGUCCGCCUGGCCUCCCUGCGCUCCUAUAAGGGCCGUCUGUCCUACCUGCCCCCCUCCAUAGUCGCCACAUCCCCAGACGCCAUCCCUCCGCCCCUGCGCAGACCCCUGUCCCGCAGCAUCACUGAGGGCCUGGAGGGCUUCUGCCACACCCCCAUCCAACGCACUAGCUCUGACAUGGGCCUCAGCGAACAGAGGAGUCUGAGGAAGGUAGACACGGAGAGGGAGAGGGAGAGAGAGAUGGAGAGGCAAAGAGAGAGGGAGAGGAGGAGGGAGAGGGCCAGGGGAGGGGGAACAGGGGUGGUCAGGGCGAGUAGCUUGGCAGAGGAUAGAGAGAGAGAGAUGGAGGGUGAGGCGGGGAGGUCAGGGACAAGUUCGGAGAGAUCUGGGACGAGUUCGGAGUCGAACGAAAGGGAAGAUUACAGGAUGGGAAGGGAGGAUGGGAUGACGAGGAACAUGGAAGAAACGCCAGAUGAGGAAAGAGAAGACGGAACGAUGGAGCAGGACUCAGGGGUGAUAGAGGAUAUAGAGGAGAGAGUGAGGAAUGGGGAAGGUAGCAGCGGCUCAAUGGAUGGAGUGAUGGAAGCGAAGGAGGUUGGAGAGGAGUACGGGGGGGACAUGGGGCGAGAGCCCAACGAGGACCCAGAGGGGUGUUACUCGUACCCUGACAACCUCCAGCAGACCAGACUGGCUCUAAGGAAGAACUCUGCCCCUUCCAGCCAGAUAGCUAACGCCUUCUUUAGCCAGCCCCUCAGCCAGGAGGCUGACCCCAUGUCUGGAGCCUCGUACAGGGCAGAAGAGAUGGAUCUGAACGAAACAUACUUCCAGAAAGAAGCUUACCCACUGGACAUCGCCCGGGAGAGAGCCCUCACCAUAUCCUCUCCCUUCAGACACUCUCCUUUCUCCUUCAAGCCCAAAUCUCUGGACCAGAACGCAUCCCGCCCCAGACCCCUAUCCCUCCUCCACCACCCCCACUCCAACUCCCUACCCCCUAAACUCCCCUCCCUGUCCCUCUCCCUCUCUCCCACGCCCCCUUCCUCCCCGUCCUGCGCCUCCCCUCACUCCUCUUCCUACCUCGUUCCGCGCCCCAACACACCCAACUCUACUUCCCCUUCCCCGUCUCUCCAGUCCCCCUCCUUUACCUUUGACAUUGCAGAGCCUGCUGGACCCCUCAAGAACCGCCCCCCCGUCUCACUCCCUUUCAAUCCCCCCAGGGAUGACCUCCUGCCCCCCUUGGACCAGGCCCUGCCGACCCGGGACUGGGUGACCAUCGAGGGGGACUUUGUGCUUGUGCUGGCCAUCUACCAGUCCCAUCUCGGGGCAGACCUCCACGCCGCCCCCCAAGCCAGGUUUGACGAUGGGCUGAUCCACCUGACAUUUGUGCGGGCAGGGAUCUCCAGAGCCACCCUGCUCCGUCUGUUCCUGGCCAUGGAGAGGGGGGCACACCUGUCUCUCAGCUCCCCCUAUGUGAGCCACGUCCCAGCCAGGGCCUUCAGGCUGCAGCCCCUCUCCCCACGAGGAACACUCACUGUGGACGGGGAACUGGUGCCAUACGGCCCGCUGCAGGCACAGAUCCAUCCCUCCAUGUCCCGGCUCAUUGUCGGCGACUCUGGAGUGAAGAUCACCCGAUUCUGACAAGGGAUUGGCUGACCAGAUCAGCUGAUACGGCGCUCUCUCCAACUAUAUAAUCUCUGUUGCCAUCUAUGUUCACAGAGAAAGGGGAGAAAAAAGCCUCAGAGACUGAAAAUAGCCAAAAUAAUUUCUGGGGUUUAAUGGAAGGGAUCACCUGCUGAGCAGAGCGGCGGUGCAGGACGCAAGCCGAGGGAUUAAUAGAGAAUUUUAAAAACGGAUGAAAACGAGCUUUGUUGCACAGCUGUUGGAUUACACUCCGUUUAUCCUGAGAAGCCUGUACCUGCAUAGCCAUGGGAACAAAAUAGGGGGGGGGAACAAGUUGAAUGUGUAUGGGGGAGUGUGUAUUCGGUGCAUGUGUGUGGUGUAUACAUUCUAGUAUGCACAAAUGGCAUGCAGAGAUGCAUAUUUCCUGACCUUGCCUUACAGAGUUCAGAUGUCUUUGUUCUCUAUCAAAGCUGUCCUAGAACAGUUCUAGAACUAUUUCAGAGGGAGCCACACCCUCAUGCAAAUGUAGAUCCCCUUCCGUAUUGGAACCACUGUCCUUCCCUGUAAUGCCUUAAAGUACAACUCCUGUGACUUUGCCCUUUCAGUCUUAUAUAAGAAGCCUAAACCUGCGACAACGCAAAUCUCCAUUCACCAGAGGCUGGUGGGAGGAGCUAUAGGAGGACGGGCUCAUUGUAAAGACUGAAAUGGAAUUAAUGGAACGGUAUCAAACCCAUACAAAACCCCAUGUUUGACUCUGUUCUAUUUAUUCCAUUCCAGCCAUGACAAUGAGCCUGUCCUCAUAUAGGUCCCCCCACCAGCCUCCUCUGCCAUCCAGGUAUAUCAGAAGGGACCGUCCACUACAGGAAAAACAAAGCAAAGCUAAUGAGCAUACUGUGGUGUUAAGUUUGUAUUGGUGUGUAUGUAAUAUCUGUGCACAAAGGAAGUUAAUUAGCAAUCCCAUGGAGACGAUUACUCCUAGAAUAAACCAGUAAAGAUAGAUCAACACUGAAAUAAAUAUAAAUCUCAUUGAGUCCUUUUACACGGGUAUUCCACAAUAGGAUAGAUGAGACUGUUGAACAGUAGCCAUCAUGGGUUAUAGUGCAUUUGCCUGUUUUUCUUAGAAAAAAGGGUGCAUGAUGAUGAUGCUAGAUUAUGAAGUUGCAACAGAGUGAACACGAGACUGUUGCUUGAUCAAGUUUCAUGUAUGUUGUCACGGAAUCCUCAAAGUCUCACAAAGACCCAGAAUGCUGGUUGUUUUCAGCAAAUAGUCACUAGUUCCACAUGUUUAAACUGCCUUUUUACAUACCUCUGUUGUAGUCCGUUUUAAUUGAUAUAAUUGUGAGUAGAUUCUGAAGUGUUAUGCAGCUGCAGAAAAUCAACACUCGAUUGUAUUCUAUCUCUUAGAUAAAGAUUGCUGUUGAAAGGAACAAGAUGUACUUGUCUUGCUGGUGUUAUUUACCACAUGACAAGCAGAUCGUUUCCAUAGGAGACAGUUAUAAUCUUAAACAGACAACAUAAACUCAGUAAAUGAUUGAUUACCAUCUUGAGGAUUUAGCUAGUCACAGACAAGACUGUGCCUCCCAAAUCAAAUCAUAGCCUACAUUUCAGAAAUGGUUUUCUCAAUGGAAUGUAGCCUAUACAGUUGAAGUCAAAAGUUUACAUGCACUUAGGUUGGAGCCAUUAAAACUAGUUUUUCAACCACUCCACAAAUUUCUU
Messenger RNA from Oncorhynchus mykiss (rainbow trout), 7522 nucleotides. NCBI's taxonomy places the organism in Eukaryota, Metazoa, Chordata, Actinopteri, Salmoniformes, Salmonidae. The record is from RefSeq and is a predicted model, not a curated record.